Molecule: messenger RNA, 5095 nt
Organism: Silurus meridionalis
Lineage: Eukaryota; Metazoa; Chordata; Actinopteri; Siluriformes; Siluridae
Gene: sema3ab
Product: sema domain, immunoglobulin domain (Ig), short basic domain, secreted, (semaphorin) 3Ab
Exons: 17
Coding region: 470-2797 (775 amino acids)
Biological process (GO): negative regulation of axon extension involved in axon guidance; neural crest cell migration; negative chemotaxis
Molecular function (GO): neuropilin binding; semaphorin receptor binding; chemorepellent activity
Source: RefSeq, a predicted model, not a curated record
UCUCUCUUCGACUGCGUACACUGUGGACUUGUGUGUACUGAGCUUCACAGGGCAGAUCAUGUGCAUGUGUAAGUGUUAGGGAGCUAGUGGAAGUGCUUUAGAGCUCCAGUGAGCUUAAGUUUACUUUUGUCUUAGUGUGCUUUCAGCUGAGGUUCUGCUUUAACACAGAUCAAUACAAAAGAGGGAAAAAGAGAACAAGUCAGGGGGACCAAAUAGAUAAACAGCCUAAAAGCGUAUAAAAGACAUCACACACACUGGCACACACUUAUUCUAAAGUGUGUUGAGAACCAAUACCGGUGGUCAAAUAGUUUUUUUUUUUUCUCUUGCCUGGACUGACCAUUUCACCAAGAGGGAUGUGACCAUUGUGUGCUUUACACCCUGACUCUACACACAUCCAUACACCUGCUCCAUUCUCAGGUGCUGUUCUGAAGAUCUGGACCCCUGUUAAUAACUGUGUAUCUUGUGGAUCAUGAUGGACUACGUUUUGGGGAUGGCGGUGCUGCUGUGUGGGCUCUGGACGCCGCUGAGAGGAGCUGAUGCUCAGCGUGCCAAAAGCAACGUGCCCCGACUCAAACUCUCCUACAAAGAAAUGUUGGAGUCGAACAACUUGUUUACUUUCAAUGGACUGGCCAACAGCUCAGCCUACCACACUUUUUUACUGGAUGAGGAGAAGGGUCGGCUCUUUGUAGGAGCAAAGGACCAUCUCCUGUCAUUCAACCUGAUCGACAUCAACAUGGACCAAAACCUGAUUCCAUGGCCUCCAUCUUCAUCACACCGCGACGAAUGCAGGUGGGCUGGAAAAGAUGUCCAGAAAGAGUGCUCAAAUUUCUUAAAAGUACUGCAGCCAUUUAAUCAGACGCACCUGUACGCAUGUGGAACAGGAGCCUUCCACCCCGCCUGUGCUUAUGUAGAGGUGGGCAAGCGGCCAGAGGACAACACCUUCAGACUGGAGUCGUCACAUUUUGAGAACGGUCGAGGAAAAAGUCCAUAUGACCCAAAACUCAUGACUGCUUCACUACUUACUGAUGGUGAGCUGUAUUCUGGGACAGCAGCCGACUUCAUGGGGCGAGACUUUGCUGUUUUCCGAACGUUAGGAAAGCAUCAUCCAAUCAGGACAGAGCAGCACGAUUCUCGCUGGCUCAAUGAACCUCGGUUUGUAGGUGUCCACCUCAUUCCAGAGAGCGAUAACCCUGAAGACGACAAGAUCUACUUGUUCUUCAGAGAGAACGCUAUCGACGGAGAACAAACUGGCAAAGCCACUCACGCCAGAAUUGGACAGCUGUGUAAAAACGACUUUGGAGGUCACAGGAGUUUGGUGAAUAAGUGGACCACGUUUCUGAAAGCUCGGCUAAUCUGCUCAGUUCCUGGCCUUAAUGGAAUUGACACACACUUUGAUGAGCUGCAGGAUGUCUUUCUGAUGAGCUCAAAGGACUCCAAAAAUCCCAUCAUCUACGCAGUGUUCACAACAUCCAGUAACAUCUUUAAAGGCUCAGCAGUGUGUAUGUACAGCAUGGCAGAUGUAAGGAGGGUGUUUUUGGGUCCCUAUGCUCACCGAGAUGGGCCUAACUACCAGUGGGUGCCUUUUCUGGGCAGAGUGCCAUAUCCACGCCCUGGCACGUGUCCAAGCAAAACCUUUGGAGGCUUUGAGUCCACGAAAGAUCUACCUGAUGAUGUUAUUACUUUUGUCCGAAGUCAUCCAGCCAUGUACAACCCGGUACUUCCUCUUAACAAUCGCCCAAUCAUUAUUAAGACCGAUGUGGAUUACCAGUUCACACAGAUCGUUGUGGAUCGAGUGGAAGCCGAAGACGGACAGUAUGACGUCAUGUUCAUUGGCACAGAUCUCGGCACGGUUCUUAAGGUGGUCUCGAUUCCCAGAGGCACGUGGCAUGACCUUGAGGAAGUUUUACUGGAAGAAAUGACAGUGUUUAGGGAACCAACAGCUAUAACUGCUAUGGAACUUUCCACCAAACAGCAACAACUCUAUCUAGGCUCGAAUAUUGGCAUUUCCCAAAUGCCGCUGCACCGCUGUGAUGUUUACGGCAAGGCCUGCGCUGAGUGCUGUCUAGCACGAGACCCCUACUGUGCCUGGGAUGGCUCGCAGUGUUCCCGAUACUUUCCCACUGCUAAGAGGAGGACUCGGCGGCAGGACAUCAGGAAUGGAGACCCUCUCACUCAAUGCUCAGACCUGCAGCACAAUGAAGAGGAGAAUGGUGAGAGUACCCUGCUGCAUAAAACAGUGUAUGGGGUAGAGAACAGCAGCUCCUUCCUCGAGUGCAGUCCUAAGUCUCAGCGUGCUCUCAUCUACUGGCAGUUCCAAAGACAUGGAGAGGACCGCAAACAAGAGAUAAAGUCUGACGAGCGAAUGAUGGGAACAGAGCAGGGUCUACUGAUCCGAAGUCUGUUUCCGAAGGACUCGGGUGUUUACUACUGCCACGCAGUGGAACACGGUUUCAUCCAGACCCUCCUGCGCCUGACUCUUCACGUCAUCCCCUCUGAUCACCUGGAUGAUCUCAUGCAACGGCCACUGUCAGAUGCCAGCCACUCGACAAAUGGCAAACUGUGGUACCAGGACUUCCUGUCCCUGAUCGACCCACCUGGCCCCAACAGUGUGGACCAGCUCUGUGAGCAGGUAUGGAAGAAAGAAAGAAAACAACGAAGGCAAAAAGCCCAAUCGCAUGCUGCCCAGCUUCUUCACACCAGCCAGUCCAGCUCCAGCAAGUGGAAGCUCAUGCAGGAGAGCAAGAAAGGGCGCAAUCGCAGGACCCACGAGACACCUCGGGCACCUCGCAGUGUGUGACCCUCCCCCUACGCCUGUGUAACUGCAAAUACACCCAUAAAGAGGAAUGACUCUUGCCCAUUCUACUGACUGUGACUUUAAAAGGCACGCACAGGAAAUGUGAAUACAAUAUUCCACACCUCCUGCACAGAGAGUGUAACUUGGAUUCAAAACGCACUCAUAUUUUGACUCAAAAUGCAGGAGUCAACGGUGGAAAAAUUCACGUAUACCCAGAAAGGAUAGCAACACAUGCUGACAAUAUUCUGUAAAUAUUACACAGAAUUAAAUGAACUUCUACAAGACGUACUUCUGUCUAUCGGAAUAAAGGCACAGCUGAAGGCCACUGGUUCAGCUUUUGUGCACAUGUACUGCACCAAACUCCGACAACCAUGUAUCUGCAGAACAAAUCUGACUCAAACUCUUUCCCAGUGAAGCUCCAGCGUGUCUCAGUGUCCUCUUUUUCCAACCCACUAUUUUCCUUCUCCUUAUUUUUAACUGCUCCAAAAGCAUUUGGCUAUGACACUAAUGCACCAAUGCGUGUUCCCUUUCCUCAAUAACCUUUCCUACAUAAAUACAUCCUUCCACUGUUGUGAAGAGUCAUAUUUAAUUUUGUACUUUUGACAGAAUUAUAUAACAAAACUAUUACAUAAUAUAGAGUUAUUUUAUUAAUGGUGUCUCUUCAUCCUCUCUCUCUCUCUCAAUCCUCUAUUUUCUGGGCUACUCAGCAUUUGUAUAAAUUUUUUUUUUUAAUCUGAGCUGCUUUUAAAUUUUAAAUACAGUAUAGCUUUAUUCAAGAAAUCUUGUCCCAAGAGAAUAUACCAUCAAUGUGAUCAAAUUGUGCGCUAAUAGCUUCAAAAGCUGUGUUGAACUUCAUUCUCUUUAUCAGCAGCUAGACAAGUCACAGGUUUAUAUUCAAGCACUCAUUCAAAAGAAAUUGUCUUUUCUAUAUCAACAACUAUGAAGCGUUCACAGGAACUAGUGUGGUGAACGUUCAACAUAAUGUAAAGUGCUAUUUAACGAAAAAAAGCAUUGAAUUAUUGAUGCUGUGAAAUGUCCCAUAAGGACAUACUUAUGACAUUUGUAAGGAAUCUCCAGCGUCUGCACUUUUUUAAUGAUAAGUCAGUUUUCUGCCAUUAUGUAAAGAAAUGAUUUGCGGUGAAGCAUCUCACAAACGAUGAAUAGAGCUGGUUAAAUGAUGUUACAUUUAUUGAUUAGUGAGCAUUUAUAAUCAGUGAUGGAUUGCUGUGUGCAACAAAACACUCCAUGAGGUGCUGGUAUGGGAAAUUCUUCAGCUCCAGGGAGGCAACAGUCAAUCUGCAAUAUUUUGCCACAUCAAAUUAAUUGCCACCUUCAUUAAUUAAUUUUAUCUAAACAAGGCCGUCACUGACUUUGUGUCAGGAAGUGAUUUAUUUUUUUUCUUUAAUAGGAAAAAGCAUCUAAUCAAAGGUUUCUUUCAGAAUAUAAAUCAUUACCAAGUGAGACCUUAAUCAAUCAGACCACCAAUCAUGUGCAUUUCCUCUUGCUGGAAACAUUGAACUCAUACCCAAACUGUAUUCAUUCUGCACUGUAUUACUGUCAACACGCAGGAUGUGCAGUAUGGUGGACUUUUUCACUGGGAAAAUGAAACAAAACAAAACAUUCUUCUUUGAAUACUGAUUUUUUUUUUCCUGUAGUACAGAAACAAUGUAAUAAUUUAGAAAACACAGAUAAGGCAGAGGCCUUAAUAUUCCCUCUAGUCUAUAUUGGUAAAAAAAAAAAAUAUGUAUACACACCAGAAUGUAGCUGGGAAUAUACUGUAAAAUAUUUGAGAAGAAAGAUUUGAGGUAAAAAAAAACAUGUACAACCUGCAUGCGAAUGCUCUUAUCAACCCAUUUUGUCCCUCUAGCAUUUGCAGUAGCUAGUUGUUAAUGUUGUGAGUUUCACCUACAGCUAUAGACACCUGACAUGACCACAUUUUCUCUAUAGGGGACAUUCUACUCUUAGUCAUGUGACUAAUACAGUGUUAGCUAAGGGCUGUGCUGCUGCCUGUGGUACUCUCUCGCACUGUAGCUCACUCGAAUGAUGUAUACACUACACAGACCUGGACUUGUAUGGGUCAGACUGUACGUUCACUAUUUCACAAUGUACAAUGACAGAUGCAACUUAAAACAGUAUAAUGGUCAAGUCAAUAAAGUUUGGACAGAAAUGGACACUUCCCCAACAGUUGGGCAAAACUGAGUGGAAAAGAGGGAGAGCAAUGAAAAAAAAAAAUGCUGCUGUAAAUUAUUUGUUUUGGCAUGUAUUCCAAUGUUCUAAUAAAUGUCUCUUGUAAGAACUUGA